Messenger RNA from Candida tropicalis MYA-3404, 1665 nucleotides. RefSeq names its product chaperonin-containing T-complex alpha subunit (gene TCP1). The transcript has a single exon. Gene Ontology annotation, cellular component: chaperonin-containing T-complex. The record is from RefSeq and is a predicted model, not a curated record. Bases 1 to 1665 code for a protein of 554 amino acids. Gene Ontology annotation, biological process: protein folding. Lineage: Eukaryota; Fungi; Ascomycota; Pichiomycetes; Serinales; Debaryomycetaceae. Gene Ontology annotation, molecular function: ATP hydrolysis activity; ATP binding; ATP-dependent protein folding chaperone.
AUGUUUUCAACUGCACGUCCAGAUACCUUGUUUUUAGGUGCACAAAAGAUUAGUGGAGAUGAUGUUCGUACUCAAACUGUUCUUGCAGCUCAAACAGUCGCCAAUGUUGUUAAAUCAUCCUUAGGACCAGUUGGAUUAGAUAAAAUGUUAGUUGAUGAUAUUGGUGAUGUUACAGUUACAAAUGAUGGGGCUACUAUUUUAUCUUUAUUAGAUGUUCAACAUCCAGCAGGUAAAAUUCUUGUUGAAUUGGCUCAACAACAAGAUCGUGAGGUUGGUGAUGGUACUACUAGUGUAGUUAUCAUUGCUGCUGAAUUAUUAAAACGUGCUCAUGAAUUAGUUAGACAUGGUAUCCAUCCAACUACAAUUAUCAGUGGUUAUAGAUUGGCUUUAAGAGAAUCCAUUAGAUAUAUUAAUCAAGUAUUAUCACAAAAUGUUGAUCAAUUGGGUAAAGAAACACUUGUUAAUAUUGCUAAAACUUCAAUGAGUUCGAAAAUCAUUGGUUCUGAUUCUGAUUUCUUUGGUAAGAUGGUUGUUGAUGCUAUGUUGGCUGUUAAAACCACCAAUAGUAAAGGUGAAACCAAAUAUCCUGUUAAAGCAGUUAAUAUUUUAAAAGCACAUGGUAAAUCUGCUUUAGAAUCUGUAUUAGUUGAUGGUUAUGCUUUGAAUUGUACUGUUGCUUCUCAAGCUAUGGUUAAAUCAAUCAAGAAUGCUAAAAUUGCUUGUUUGGAUAUUAAUUUACAAAAAGCUAGAAUGGCCAUGGGGGUCCAAAUCAAUAUUGAAGAUCCAGAUCAAUUAGAAGAAAUUAGAAAAAGAGAAUAUGGAAUUAUUAUUGAAAGAAUUCAAAAGAUUUUAGCUAGUGGAGCUAAUGUUAUAUUGACAACUAAAGGUAUUGAUGAUUUAUGUUUGAAAGAAUUUGUUGAAAAGGAUUGUAUGGCUGUUAGACGUUGUAAAAAAGAAGAUUUAAGAAGAAUUGCACGUGCUACUGGUGCUACUUUGGUAUCAUCUUUAUCUAAUUUGGAAGGUGAAGAAACAUUUGAAUCAUCUAAUUUAGGAUCAGCAGAAGAAGUUGUUCAAACCAGAAUUAGUGAUGAUGAAUGUAUUUUAAUUAAAGGUACUAAACAACAUUCAUCAAGUUCUAUAAUAUUGCGUGGACCAAAUGAUUUCUCCUUGGAUGAAAUGCAAAGAUCUAUUCAUGAUUCUCUUUCUGUUGUUAAACGUACAUUGGAAAGUGGACAUGUUGUUCCGGGUGGUGGUGCUGUUGAAACCGCGUUGAAUAUUUAUUUGGAAAAUUUUGCCACUACAGUUGGAUCUCGUGAACAAUUGGCUAUUGCUGAAUUUGCCAAUGCAUUAUUAGUUAUUCCAAAAACAUUAGCUCUGAAUGCUGCUAAAGAUGCUAGUGAUUUAGUUGCCAAAUUAAGAACUUAUCAUGCUGCUGCACAAAUUGCUAAAACUGAUGAUGAAAAACGUAGGAAGUAUAAGAAUUAUGGAUUGGAUUUAAUUAAUGGUAAAAUUGUUAAUGAAGCUACUAAUGGUGUUUUGGAACCAACAGUAUCAAAGAUUAAAUCAUUAAAAUCAGCAUUAGAAGCUUGUGUUUCUAUUUUAAGAAUUGAUACUAUUAUUGAAGUUCAUCCUGAACCACCAAAGGAAGAUCCACAUGAUCAUUAA